Messenger RNA from Cariama cristata (Red-legged seriema), 416 nucleotides. RefSeq names its product secretion regulating guanine nucleotide exchange factor (gene SERGEF). NCBI's taxonomy places the organism in Eukaryota, Metazoa, Chordata, Aves, Cariamiformes, Cariamidae. The record is from RefSeq and is a predicted model, not a curated record. The transcript has 3 exons. The annotation marks the transcript as partial.
UGUUGUUUUUCUGUGUGUAUUUGAAGGGUGCAAACAGCUAUGGACAACUUGGUCUUGGUCAUAAAGAGGAUGUUCUGGUACCCCAGUCACUGAAAGAUGUUUCCUGCAAAUGUCAAGACAUUAAAAGCAUUACUGGAGGAGGGGGACAUUCUGCAGUUAUCACUGGUGCAGGACAACUCUUUGUAUGUGGCCAUAAUAAAGAUGGGCAGUUGGGAUUGAAUCACACAGAGGAUGUACUGCGUUUUACUUUGUGCACUGCCUUGUCUGGCCUCUGUGUAAAAGAAGUUGCCUGUGGCUGGGAUUUUACAAUCAUAUUAGUAGGAUCUGGCCUAGUUCUGUCCUGUGGGUCUAACUCUUUUGGACAAUUAGGAGUUCCUCAAAUUUCAGGUCCGUGCUUGAUUCCACAAAAGAUUGAG